AGAAUUGACACCGCGUUCUUUCUCCAUAUAUGAGAAUGAAAAUGAAUAUUCCAAGACCUGGCUCAAGUUGGAACCUAGUAUUGAUUUGGUUUUUAUUGCGCACCCUUGCUCGUAUUGUUCUAGCUCUACUAGAUUUUCUUCGGAGCUACAACUACUAAGGGUAUUAAGGAUAUAUAAGGAGCGUCGAAAACGAAAUAAGAUUGAUAUGUUGGGGCUUUGAAAUGCAAUCAGAACGCUACUACAAUAGCAAUUCUUCAUGUGUAUCGAUCCCCGUUCUUGUGGUUCUAUGUAGCUCUUGGUUCUAAGAAUAUUAGUUUGCUUGUAUCAAUAUCGAGAGCGGCAGCGGGCAUGAUCCGUGGCUGCUUUUUGGUGAUACUUGAUAGUAUAUCGCUCGGUUUGCUUGCUCUUCUUAGAAGGUACAGGCAGACUGAAAUAGCCUCUCUUUCAAUAAGUUACUUUGAAACACGAGGUACCAUGACAUGACAUUGUUGCGACGCGCAAAGCAGGCCCAGAGGUUAGGUGGUCGUACGGUAAAAAACUCAUAUUUUUGACUAGUGCCGCGGUCGUAACUUCGUGUUUCCUCUGUUAGCCCAUCACGUAUAUAGUUGAUUACUAUUCAAUGAGUUUAUUUGCAGGAUGACAGACAGCGAUGAUGAGUUUUUGCAGUCGUUGCUUCAGAAGCAUGACUCUGAGAAACAACCGAGUAGUAUAGCCGCGAAGGCAGUAGCAGCUGGAGCAUCAAAGAAAACGGGGUUCGCUAUUAGGGUGACGAAGCCAGCCUCUCCUGUCUUGGCUCCUGCUGGAACGACAUCGACAUCGCCGACGGCGAGCACAUCCGGCACCAGUACCGCUAAGGUGGCAUCAAAAAGCAGCAGUGCGGUUGGAGCAAAUUUGAAUGCUACGAAGAAAACGAAGACCACAAGUUCAAGCGCAGUGCCACAAUCAGCUUACUCGAAAUUUCUGUCCUCGUUAUCUACGACUUCAAGCACCACAGGGUCGAGCAAUGCAGCUGCAGCAAAAGCCAAUGCUGCGCCACCAGCCGUCCCGAUCGGUGUGCUGGGUGCCAUGCGGCGUACGGAUGAUACCGAUCAGAUCCUAAUCCGCAAUCCGAUGCUCCCAAAAUUGGCGACAGCGGAAGAGGUGCGAGCAGAACAAAAAGAGGUACUCGGCUCCAAGAAUGGGCCAAAGGGAAAAGAAAUAGAUGCGAAAUCGAAAAAAAGCCCAAUCGAACCAGCCCCUCCUGGCCCAUAUUCGUCCUUUAAUAGUAUGCGCACGGGUGCUGGCGCAGCAGGAGCGUUAGCGGGGGCAACCUCCACGUCGGCUUCUGCGUCGAAACUUCCUAGCGCUGGUCCUGUUGAUGACGACUUGGAUUUGGGCAUUCAAAUACGGGUGAUCCCGCAGGCAAGAGCCAGUGCUUCGAAAGCGGCAGCGCAGCUACCGAAAAGUUUUGCAGCUGCAGGUGUCAUCAACAAGGUAGGAGGUGUUGUCGGAGCUGCUUCUAUUUCCCAAAAUUUGUCCGACGCUCCUCCACCACCUGCUGGCACCGCCACCUCGACAUCAUCUGUAGGAGGAGCCGUUCCGCCUCGACCACCGACGUCGUUGCCAGUCGCGAAGAGCAAAGGAGCUCCACCAUCGGCUCCAGCAUCGGUGAAAAGCAGUGCAGCGUUCGUUUUCAAGGCGAGUGGGCCCUCAUCAACCGCGUUUGGGACAGUCGGGAAAGCUUCUGGUCAACCGUCAGGGCUUAGCUCAGCACCUCCACCUCCCCCAGGAGCUCCAGCAGGAGGUGUUGUCGUGGGUCGGAUGGCAGCUGCGUCCUCGUCCUCCUCCGCAUCAAGAGGCCUCGGGGGUGUCGCACCACCUCCGCCGCCCGAGGCCCCGGCGCCGCCGCCACCAGCUGAACCGCCAGAAGGACCGCCGCCCUGUGCAAAUCCUGUUUGCCCCCACCGACAGAGCGGCUACAAAAUGGUCAGCUACGUUUGCCGCUUCAGCAAAUUCUGCAACGACUGUCGAUACGUGUCUGGCGACCCUUUCAAACCAGGCCUGCGAACGCUUGGUCAGCACGUGGUUUCCAGGUCCCAGAAACAAGCAGUCUUUGAGAUUCCGGUUUACGCCCUAGCAGGCGUAGACAUUCCGUUCAAUGCAUUACAGUUGGGGCCGAUGGGAAUGAUAGAAAAGGAGUUGGAACUACGCUGUCUGCCCGACAAACCCGUGCAUUACAAGGUAAGUACAUACCGAUACCUCCAUUUUCUUGUUGUUUUAUGCAAGUUCCCUAGCUCGACCUUGUUGAUGUCUGCACAGUACUUAUAAAUAAUGGAGUAGUUUAUAGACGCUGGGCUACGCUGGGUGGCUGGGCGGCCUCGCUGGGCACGCUGGGCGGCAACGCGGGGCACGCUGGGCGGCAACGCUGGGCACGCUGGGCGGGCGCUUGGAUAGCGCUUAGCGGACUUGAGGGCCACACAUUGGGCAUGCCGAGCCUGCGCGGCCGAUGGAUUUACUUGCGCCGCGGGGACGCGGUGCAGCGCGUCCCGCGAGGACAAACAAAGGCGGCGCGCCGCCCUCAAGGUUCAGGGCAGCGCUGGCGCAGUGCUGCGCCAGUUUGCGCAGCAGCGGGCUGCGCGGCGCCUGCUCUGUUCAGGCUCGCACUCCGUCGCGCUGCACUGCGCUGGUCGAUGCGUGCAAUGCUGCGCCGCUCUUGUGCACAACGGUAAACUCGCCAGCGUCGUCGGCCUUGGCCUACGCUAGACUAGCACUGCUGGUGGGUUCUCAAGCGGGCGCCCGAAGGGCGCCCCGCAAUUGGAGACGCCCAGCGUGACGCUGGGCGCAGAAUUCGGAAGAUCUGGCACAUUUGGGUCGCCCAGCGACCCAGUGUGCCCAGCGUGCCCAGCCCAGCCAUGUUGGGAACCCUUAUAAACUGUUCUAUUAUAAUAUAUUAGGGCUGAUCUUAAUUCAUCUCGUCUUUGAGUGAUUCAUAAUAUUUGAACGAUGACAACAAGUAAGUAACUUUUUUAGGACAGCAUAGAUAUCGAGUAUACCGGUACAUGAUCAGUUGUGAAAUGGUCGGACUUCUCCACACCAGGACGAACUGUCGCAUCGGUGGCCGGACAGCGGUGUCGUCAUGUAUGUGAGUGCGCCUCCGAAUUUCAGUGAAAGACGUAUCCUGAAGAUCGACGCAGUCCAUGGUGAAGACACGCUUUCUAAAGACGAUAAUGUGCCAACGAAUAUCACAAAUUUUGUGAACGAGGCAGCGCGCCUCUAUCCUGGGCUUCCCUUCGUACUGAAGGUCCGUGUUGUAUUCAACCUGCGUGCUGGGGAAGAUCCUUUCCGCCUGGGGAUAGUCGAAAUCGCCGGACACGUGAAGGAAAAAAACAUCGUGUCAAGAAUACAACGUACUUUGACUGUCUUAGAACUGUAGUAUGGCCUUGAGCUUAUGAUUUUAUUUCAUGUACUUGUACAUGUUCAUCUUGUUUAUGUAGCAACGGCUUUCGUGCUGAGCAAAGUUUUGCUUUUGAAGAUGUGACGUGGUGUAAGUCAGCUAAUCCCCUACAAUCUAGUCCAUUCCAUAAUCCAUCUACUUACAUUAUAUCACUACACCAUCACCAUCCAGGUCAUAAUUUCGUGCCGUACAGGCAGGAUUUGCAGCGUGCAAUCGCGUGGGUCGAGGCGCAUGCCCCCAAAGACAAUGAUGACGAUGGGGUGCAAAUAGUGGAUCCGCCGCAGAUGUCGUUGAUUUGCCCGAUGUCAAUGCUGCGCAUCGGCAUCGCAGCACGCGGUCGCGCCUGUGCGCAUCUGCAGAGCUUCGACCUGGAGUCGUUUGUCGAGACUAUGCGGCACGCACCGGCAAAGCGAAAGUGGGUGUGCCCGCUUUGUGACGUCGUGUGUCUACCCGACAGACUCGUGCUCGACUCUUUUUCGCAGAACGUGCUCGAUCGCUCGGCACCUAACGUGUCCGAAGUGUUAAUCACCGAGGAAGGAAAGUUUACCCCGAGUGAAUUCGUCGACGACGAUGAGCUGGAACUGAUCUCCAGAACUACAACCGCAACCGCGACCGCGUUUCGUACUGGAGGACAUCACUCACUAGCCUUUGGAGGAAGUGCGGCAGGUGGUUCUGUUUCCGCAACUGGAACAGCACCGACAGGCGCAUCUGGAGCAGGUGGACAACAACUACAACAACAACAGGCUGGUAAAAAGAAGAAGAAAAACAAAGCCUUAGGGGGAGACCAAAUGAUCCCGGAGGUGACCAUGACGGAAAUCACGGGUUUUUACAAUCCAAACGACAAGGAUCUCGCUGCACGAAGAGCAGUGGCUGAGGAAAAGCGCGUGAAGGAAGAAAAAGAGCGGCUUCGGCGCCAAGAACUAGAAGAAGCUGCAGAACGGGAACGAAAAAAGAAAGAGGGGGAAAGGAUGCAGAACCCCCGCUAUGGCUGGAUGGAAGAAAGUAGGAUCUUUUUCUCUAUUAGACGAGUCGUUACCUACUUCACGUUCAUGAUCAUGUCGAAUUCGAAGAAGCUUUGGGUUUGGCUGACGAUUAGUUUCCAGUAUCGCUCGGACAAGUUAGUAUGUAUUGAUCGUGAUUCUUUAACACGAGGAAGUAGAAAUGAUUCGAUGUCGUCCUCUUCUAAUUCAUUCUCGAUCUCAUCAGGUGAAAAAUGCGAUGAAUGUGGAAAGCAGGUUGUAUUCCAUGGCGGUAUUAUCUGUGGGCGGAAGAUGAAAACCAACACAAACCGAAGUAGAGCACCAAACAGCAGACUGCGUGGCGGUUGCGGACGCAUGGUCUGCUGGAGAUGCCUGAGGACUGGUGAACGCGGCCCCCUCAAAACUACCAAACAGGAAUUUGAGGAUCUGGGAGAGGAAGCCUGGUGGAUGCAUCAUCGCUGCAUGAGCCUCAAUGAUGAAAGAGCGUAUUAUUUAUCUUGAACUUUCAAUCUAGUAAGGACUACCUACCUAGUACAGAUUUUUUACUUUUAGGUAGCACUCAAUUGUGAGGAUGAAUGGGUACUAAGUAACCGUUUUCUGAUUGGAAAACCAAUGUCAAUUUCUUAGCCGAGACAUGACAACUGGAAUCCUUAAGUCGUGGUGAAGCUCGGUUACCGUGAUCAUGUCGGAGAACAGAAGGGUUGGAUUCUUUUUCCUUUCGGGAUCUUCUUCCCGAUCGGGGGAUCUCAGUGAAUCGGCCUGAUACUACCUCCGGAGAAGAAGCACGUCCCGCAUGUCAUCUCAUAUCUAUUCACGAAGACGUGAAGCUAAGUGUUUUCGUGGAGGUGGCGCGUGUACAAAGAAAGCUAAAUCAAGGAUGUAUGCAGUGAUUGUUCCUAGUAGAGUACCGCUUUUCCAUGAUUUGACGCUUUUCCCUCGACAUGUCAAACACAGGUAUUACGGCGAGCCGGAGGUCCCUGGAGACGAUGACAAAAUUACGGAAACAGUAUAGAUACGUACUAUAAUUCGUUGCUUUUGCACAAGACCCAGUGACUGACUUUGAAACUAUUAUCCUCUAGUUGCUGAAGAACCACAUAUUCCGAAGCCUAGCUAGGCAAAUAAUUCUAAGUAUAGGACGUGACAGAUUACAUACUCAAGCAUGAUGACGACCAUAAUCAAGUGCAUAUCUCUAACAUUUCCGCGGGACAGUAUGAUCAAAAUGCUGAGGAUGACUUGCCACCGGCGAAGCGGCAUCGUGCGGAGGAGCAGCCUGCUUAUCACGUGGCCGCAUCAGCUUUGAAGCAAGACGAGCAAGCAGCGGAUGACGACGAUGAUGGACCAAAAUUUUUCGCUUGGGAGUGAUCUGAGGCUACUCUUUGGUGUUCAGGAGUUGGUGAAAAUAAUCUGCGGGAAGUUACUUUUAGGCUUGUUGAGAUGAUAGAUCAUAAACAAACCGCUGAAAUACAACCUCAUCAGGCUGAUUCGCUAAUUCUUUCUCGCUUCAACUCGCCACUUUCAUUUUGGUGCUGUUGAGGUGCUCUUCUUGCCCUACUUGUCAAGAGAAGGUCAACAAGAAACAUGAUCCUAUUUGUAUUUCGUUGUAUUAACCCGCGCAUCCCCUAUCCCCAAUUGGUGAACUCGCCGCCUCCACAACUACCCAAGACCCUUUUUGUGCGGUGUUUCAUAUUUCCGCACAAUAAAUCUUGAGCGUAUCAUCAACAAGGCUUUGGUCACGGUAUGUCAACCCUCCC
Molecule: messenger RNA, 6164 nt
Organism: Amoebophrya sp. A25
Lineage: Eukaryota; Dinophyceae; Syndiniales; Amoebophryaceae
Source: the annotation of a GenBank genome assembly